ACUGUUCUCAUCCCUGGAAGCAGUGCUGGGCGCUUUCCCUCGUUCUCUUGCUGGUUAUUAAGGUGCUUUUUAAUGAAAUGGGUCAGCAGUGUUGGGGUGAAGGCAGCGCUGAUGGCUGUGGCCGGACAUGGGAGGACAGCAUGCGUUUCCAGCAGUAACACUGCCUGCAUCCAGGGCUUCAGAGCUGGAGGAGGAGGAGGGUGUUGCAGCUUGGAGCUUUGUCAGGUUUGCUCUUUGCAGCAUACGCUCCCUUCUUUGAGGAUUAGGCCGUACGUUGCCAAGCUAAUGGAGCAGCAGCAAGGUUAGUCUUUUUUUUUUUUUUCCUUCUUUGAGGGAGCCUGGGGAAUAAUUCAGGCUCUGAUUACCCAGUUCACCUUCUCCGAUCCUCUGGUAAGAGCAGCAGCAGUGUGCCCUGCUGGCAGUGACUCGCUGUCCUGCCUGGUGUCCUUAUGGCACGGUGCUUCCUGGUGGACCCCAUCCCAGGACUGCUCUUCAUGUUGGUGGUGCUGUGUGCAAUGUGGGCUCUGCUCGCCUCCUCCCCCACCGUUGCUGUUAAGAAAUGUCAUCCAACAACUUCAGUGAUGCAGACAAGAUUGCAGCCCUUGCAAACUAAGGCUUGGUACCUCUCUGCCAGGGCUGUGUUCUCCCGUGCUGGAAGGGAUGGGGGGAUUUGUGCGUGCUGUGUCAAAUAGCAGACGAGACUGAGCAAUCAGUGCUGCUUUGUGUCCUUCAAAAUCCAUUAUAGAAACCUGCUAUGAAUGGGUGACUUGAUGCUUUGAUGUAAGAAGCAGCAGCCUGUUCUUCUAGCUGGGUCAGUGCCUGGAUUCGAGCCAGGCGAUGCUCUUAAAUCGCUUUGCUGGAGUCAUGAGUACAAUUUCAAACCUUGGGAUAUUUAAAUAGAAGGAGCCAAUGGGAUUAGAGUCAAAAAGCUCAUUCUACGAGUGGGAAGGAUCGGGCCCAGAAGGAAGCUCCUCCAUCUGUGCUGGAGACAGGGCUGUCACUGCGGGGUGUCCCACAAAGCCCUGCUGCCCAAAGCUGGGUUUUGGAAGUGUGUGACAACCUAAUGUGUGAUGGCAAGGAAAGGGAUGGCUCUGCCCUGGAUGCAGAAGAGCUCAGAAGGCUCCAGAACAGCCUGGAACAGGUCGAUGAUGGCAAAUACUCCCUUCAAAGCCAUCAGCUUGCCAUGGAUGAGGAAAAUAAUAUUGAAAAAUAUCGUAUCAACUUACAGCCCUUGGAAACAAAAGUGAAAAUCAUCCAGCGCGCAUGGCGGCAGUACCUGCGGCGCCAGGACCUGCGCCCCGAGCAGCUGGGCAAGCGCAGCCCCUCCCCGCCCUCCCUGUCCUCUGACAAGAUGAGCAGCUCCAUCAGCAUGAACACCUUUUCGGACAGCAGCACGCCGGAUUCCCGGGAGGAUGGCAUGGAUUUAGGCAGCGACGCCGGCAGCAGCCGCUCCAGCUCGGAGUCCAACUCCAGCAAAGUGACUCCGUGCUCCGACUGCAAGUCCUCGCCGUCCCCCAGCAGCUUAGACCUGGCGGCGCUGGACGACGACUCGGAAGAAGAGGAGGAGGAGGAGGACGACGACGACGACGAAGACGACGAAGCCGCCUACCUGCCUCCCCGCUGCCCGGGCCCCGCCGAUGCCCUCCGCGCCGCUCCCGCCCUCCGCCGCUCCCCGCAGCGCUCCGCCGCUCCCCGCCCGCGGCCGCACCACCGCCCGCUGCCCCCGAAGCAGCAGCAGCAGCAGCGGCGGAGCGGCGGAGGGGCGCCGGGGCCGGGCGGGCGGCGGGCGCGGCGGGGCGGGGGUGGGGGAGCGGCGCAGCCCCCCCGGGAACCGCAGCCGCCCGCCAUGGACUGGGCGGCCCUGGAGAGGCACCUGGCGGGGCUGCAGUGCCGGGAGAAGGAGCGCGGGCAGAGGGCCAACCCCGCCUCGGCUCAGAAGAAUGAGCGUGAGUCCAUCAGGCAGAAGUUGGCUCUUGGCAGCUUCUUCGACGAUGGCCCGGGGCUCUACACCAGCUGCAGUAAGAGUGGCAAGCCCAGCCUGUCCUCCCGACUCCAGAGCGGGAUGAACCUGCAGAUCUGUUUUGUCAACGACAGCGGCAGUGAUAAGGACAGCGAUGCCGAUGACAGCAAGACAGAGACCAGCCUGGACACGCCUUUGUCACCCAUGAGCAAGCAGAGCUCUUCCUACUCCGACAGAGACACGACCGAGGAGGAGUCCGAGUCCCUCGAUGACAUGGAUUUUCUCACCAGGCAAAAGAAACUCCAAGCUGAAGCCAAAAUGGCCUUGGCUAUGGCAAAGCCCAUGGCCAAAAUGCAGGUGGAGGUGGAGAAGCAGAACAGGAAGAAAUCUCCGGUGGCGGAUCUGCUGCCACAUAUGCCUCAUAUAAGCGAAUGCCUGAUGAAGAGGAGUUUAAAACCCGCCGACCUAAGAGACAUGACUAUUGGGCAGCUACAAGUGAUAGUCAAUGAUCUCCACUCACAGAUAGAAACUCCUGCUAGGGAUGUGGAGCUGCUCAUGCCUGUGGCUGAAGCACUGCAAAAUUCCUCUCCUUGCAAACCUCCCCCUGCUCAGCGUGAACUCUCCUCCUCUCUCCCCGGCCCCAGGCUUGAACGAGGAGCUGGUGCAGCUGCUGCUCAUCCGGGACGAGCUGCACACGGAGCAGGACGCGAUGCUGGUGGACAUUGAGGACCUGACCAGACAUGCCGAGAGCCAGCAGAAGCACAUGGCAGAGAAGAUGCCAGCAAAGUAAGCCCAGAGU
Messenger RNA from Gallus gallus (chicken), 2759 nucleotides. It is a transcript of the gene SCHIP1, whose product is annotated as schwannomin interacting protein 1. Gene Ontology annotation, cellular component: plasma membrane; cell junction. Lineage: Eukaryota; Metazoa; Chordata; Aves; Galliformes; Phasianidae. The record is from RefSeq and is a predicted model, not a curated record. Bases 1064 to 2686 code for a protein of 540 amino acids. The transcript is spliced from 11 exons. Gene Ontology annotation, biological process: positive regulation of hippo signaling.